AUGGUCCACAUCGCCCCUGUAAUCGACACUAAUGCCAUGCCUACCUCGUCUGCAAUCUCAGCGCGAGCUCCUAGCCUCGGCCUCAACUACUGGACCUUCCAACGAAACUGCAAUCCUAGCAGCGGUGCACAGAACCAGGCUGGCUACCUCACCUUGGGCACAGACAGCUGCCACUACUUUCCCGGCGUCGGCGAAGCGCAGAUUCGCCAGGCGUCCGCUUUUAAGAUUACUAGUGCAAGUGGAAUGGGCGCAGGAUGCUAUAUUGAUCUGUAUCCCCAGACGGGAUGUGGUGGCACGAGGAUGGGGAGGAUUGGUCCGAUUGGUGAUAUGGGCGCGGGGAGUUGCAUUGUGCCUGCGGAUGGAAACGACGGCUGGAAACACGGCAACGUCCUCAUCUAUAACUGGUGCACCUACGACGUCUACUUCGUCUCCGUUGGCGCCCACUAUCUAGGCGGAUACCGUAACGGCUCAACCACAGGGUGGGGCACCCCCGAAGACGCCAUAUACCACACCAUCCCUUCAGGCACGCAGUACACCGAGCCCUUUCGCGCAAGCGCUGGCUGCCCCUACACCGGCGCCCCACCCUACUGUCCCCUCGAAGACAAACUCGCCGGGCAGGCCGUAUCCAUCAAGAUCGCGCGCUCGAACGAUCCCGCAGACCAGAACAUCACGCAGCUCGAGUACGCGCUGUAUCGGAACCCUAACACUCACGACACUUUCAAGCGCCUGUACUACGAUGUCAGUCUGCUCGACUGCGGCGCCCCGGAUAUUGCCGUUACAGACUUCAACGCCACGGAGGUAAUGCUUGCGCGUAAAGUGGAGCGGUGUCCGGGGUAUGCGGGCGGCGUGGCGGUGACAUUUAGUGCGGAUGAGGGUGGAAAGGUGUGCCCGCCGGUGUACUGCGAUGGAAUCAGUAGGUGCUUUAUGGUGUAUACGUUUGAUAGGACAAGGCGGCAGGAGUCGAGUUUUACGUGUGAAAAGGAGUAUCGGGGGGAGUUGAGGCUCGAUCUUUGUGUGAAGAAAGCGGACGAGGGGGUGCAAGGUAUGGUGGAGAACUUUAGUAUUUGGGCGCAGACUGCGACACAUGAAGUGGUCAUGCUGCAAAUGAAUAAGACGACACCGCCGUUGGUUAGGUCGACACCGCUCUCGGCCUUGCAGACUGUGGCAUCUGUAGUUCUGCAGAUGGUUACGCUCGGGACACGGACCAGCACUGUUGUUCUUGCUGCAAGACCUGCGAAUGUAAGGAUGGUUGCAAGCUCCUCUACUGCAGCAUAA
Molecule: messenger RNA, 1275 nt
Organism: Paraphaeosphaeria sporulosa
Lineage: Eukaryota; Fungi; Ascomycota; Dothideomycetes; Pleosporales; Didymosphaeriaceae
Exons: 6
Coding region: 1-1275 (424 amino acids)
Source: RefSeq, a predicted model, not a curated record